UACGAGGCUUCAGUAAAACCCAAAAUAAACUAUUUUUGCAUUAAAUUCUCCAUCAAGUGGACUUCUUACAGGCCACCCAGCGGAGGAGUCCAGCGCCCUACGCCUCAAUAAGCCUACUCAGUCCAUUUCCGGCCGACUUCAGUAUCGUCCGAGCCGCGCUCCUACCUUAGUUCGAAUUCGGCAACAACACCUUUUAUUCCUAAUAAAAAUUCGAAUCUAAAGCUUCAUCUUUUUUGGUGAGAAUAAGAUUUCAUCUUUAACAGAUUAUAGCGGAGGUGAUAAUAAUUUGAUAACAUAACAAGGAGGUGUGAAAGAAGACUACGUGCUUGUAGAACAAGACAGAGGUCAGUGUAAAACGAAAUCAGAGCUAUAGUCAAUUCAAACGCGUGCAACAGCACCCAAUUUUUAAUGAAAUUAUCUAAGAAAGAUCAGCAUCUCUUCUCCCUCAUUGGAUAGCCAAGAAAGUCGACAAUUCAAACAGCUAAAUCAAUUCAGACACCUAAAUCAAUUCAGACACCUAGACCAGCAGCCAAAGUUGUUCUACAGAAAAGUCAGCAAUCCAAAAAAAAAAAAAACUCUUCCGAGUCAAUAUGUCUAUCAAAUAUACAACUAAAACUAACACGUGCUUGGAAUUUUUCUUUCUUGUACCUUUGUUUAAAGAGCUGAUAUCUUCCAGCAUAUGCAAUCUUUAAACAGUAGAGGGAUGGCAUCCAUGCCAGUGUUCUUGCUUCAGCUACAGCUGCUGCUGCUGCUGGGAACAGCAGCCGUGGCAUCAGCGAUUACUUCCUUACCAGGCUGCGAAGAGAGGUGCGGCAAUAUCUCCAUCCCAUACCCCUUCGGAAUGGGCCCGGGCUGCUUCAUGGAAGGUUUCGAGGUCACAUGCAACGGCUCGAAGCCUUUCUUAGGUGGCAGGAUCGAGCUAAUCGAUGUCGACGUGCCGCAAGGCCUCGCGCAUGCCUACUGGUACAUCAGCUGGACGUGCUACAACAACAGCAGCAGCAACUUCACGGGCAACACAGCUCGCCAGAUGGACUUGAGGGGCACGCCGUUCAAGUUCUCCUACGACCGCAACAAAUUCACCACCAUCGGCUGCAACGCCCUCGCCUACAUUCUAAGCUCCAACGGCCAGAGCUACGCCAGUGGAUGCUUGGCGACAUGCAGCGAUAUAAGCAGCAUCAUCAAUGGCUCUUGCAAUGGCAUGGGCUGCUGCCAGACUUCCAUCCCCAAGGGGUUCGUCUUUUAUAAUUCUGUCAUCGAUCCCAGGUUCAAUAACUCCAGCGUCUACCAGGUGUAUCCUUGCAGCUAUUCUUUCUUGGCAGAUGAGACAUGGUACCAGUUCAUGGCCUCUGAUAUCAUAUCGUUCGACUUCUACAAGAGAAAUAAGAACGGGGUGCCUGUGGCGCUGGACUGGGCGGUAGGAGGCACGAGCUGCGAGAAAGCCAAGCUUAACACCACUUCUUACCUUUGUCUUCGCGAGCACAGCGAGUGUAUCGACUCUCCCAACGGCCCUGGAUAUUAUUGCAGCUGCUCGGCGGGCUAUGAAGGCAAUCCCUAUCUCACGGGUGGAUGCCAAGAUGUAAACGAGUGCGAGCUUCCGGAGCAGUAUCCAUGCUAUGGAACCUGUCUGAAUUCCCUCGGGAGCUACACCUGCAAAUGUCCAGAAGGCACCCACGGAAAUGCUCUGAUAGAAGCAGGCUGCAUCAGAGAUAAAUCAGUUUUAGGCACAAUUCUUAUAACAGCUGGAGGUGUUGGAGCAGGCAUUAUUCUUCUUCUUGGAUCUAGUGUUCUGAUUUGGAGAGGAUUGAAGGAAAGAAAUGCAAAGAAAAGAAAGAAAAGGUUCUUUCACGAAAACAAGGGUUUGCUAUUACAACAGCUCGUCUCUUCCGAUGAAACUCUUGUUGAGAGGAUGAAAAUCUUCACACUAGAAGAGCUAGAAAAGGCGACCAACAAUUUCGAUAGAGCUCGUGUUGUUGGUAAAGGAGGCCAUGGCACUGUUUAUAAAGGAAUUCUAUCAGACCAACGCGUCGUUGCUAUCAAGAAGUCAAAGAUAGCAAAUCGGAUUGAGUUAGAUCAAUUUAUAAAUGAGAUGGUUAUUCUUUCUCAAAUCAAUCAUAGGAAUGUGGUUAAGCUCUUUGGAUGUUGCCUAGAAUCCAAAGUCCCCUUGUUGGUAUAUGAAUUUAUCUCUGGUGGAACUCUGUUCAACCAUCUCCAUGACAGCCAUCACUUUGCUCCUCUAUCAUGGCAAGAUCGUCUAAGGAUUGCUGCUGAAAUUGCAAGUGCACUGUCCUAUCUACACUCUGCGGCUUCGAUAUCGAUUUUCCAUAGAGAUGUCAAGUCAUCUAACGUACUACUUAAUGAAAGUUAUACCGCAAAGAUAUCAGAUUUUGGUGCUUCAAGAUCUAUUCCUCUUAAUCGGACCUGCGUAACCACAGCUGUUCAGGGAACAUAUGGUUACUUGGAUCCUCAGUACCACCAAACAGGCCAACUAACAGAAAAAAGUGAUGUUUAUAGCUUUGGAGUCAUUCUCCUGGAGUUGCUAACUGGGAAGGAUCCAAUUUCUUACAGUCGACAUCAAGAGGGAACUCUCACUUUGGAUUUCAUUUGUUCAUUAAGAGAGAAUCAUCUCUUUGACAUUUUAGACCCCCACAUAUUGGAAGAGGGAGGAGAAGAAGAUAUUGAAAUAGUUGCUCAUCUUACUGAAUUGUGCCUGAGAUUGAAUGGAGAAGAAAGGCCCACAAUGAGGGAGGUGGAACAAAAACUUGACACAAUGCGAAGGUUCGCAAAAUCAAAGCAUGAUUUCGAUGUUUCACAAAAUGGUGGAAUGACAACAGGCUUGCCAAGCAAGAUACCAGUUGAAGGCAAUGCCAGCGGUACGACUAGUCAGUACAGUCUAGAGAAAGAGUUCAUGUUGUCACUAGUAGAGCAACCAAGAUGAUUUCACAGGGGCAGAGAGGAAUAUGAAUGAAUGAUUUGUUGGAUAUUAGACCAAAUUUAGCAAUCAUCUCGGUUCAGUCAACCUACAUGGUAUCCUACAAGGCAUCCUAUGUGGUAUAGUCAAAGAGUCAUCAAGUAAAUAGCAUAUGUCAAGUAUCAUGGCAAGAGCCAUAUGGGUUGUGAUCUAAUGAAGUGAAAUAGUCAUGAAAGUCUUUAAAGUUUCCAAGUAGUCAUGUCUCUCAAAGUUUCUACAUGAUGUUCCCUGGAGUCUAUAAACAAUCCAAUGCUAGUAUUCAUGAUGUAUCUUUAGUGUUCCCAAAAGGGUGUCUUUUAGAAUUCUAUGUAAAUAUCAAUAUAGUUGUCUCUUAAAUGUUCUAAUACAUUUAUGUAAGGGAUAUAUCAAGAGUCACUAUGCUGUUAUGUAAAGCCAUGUAAUGGUUUUUUUUUUUUUUUU
Phoenix dactylifera (date palm) is the source of this 3388-nucleotide messenger RNA. Its product is annotated as wall-associated receptor kinase 2-like. The record is from RefSeq and is a predicted model, not a curated record. Gene Ontology annotation, molecular function: calcium ion binding; ATP binding; polysaccharide binding. Lineage: Eukaryota; Viridiplantae; Streptophyta; Magnoliopsida; Arecales; Arecaceae. Gene Ontology annotation, cellular component: plasma membrane. Gene Ontology annotation, biological process: protein phosphorylation; cell surface receptor signaling pathway.